Messenger RNA from Geodia barretti, 234 nucleotides. The record is from the annotation of a GenBank genome assembly. NCBI's taxonomy places the organism in Eukaryota, Metazoa, Porifera, Demospongiae, Tetractinellida, Geodiidae.
AUGAUGGUGCAAGAGACGACUACGGUGACAGCUGCGGCCUAUGCCAACGAGACUGACCUCUCGCGGAGAGUUGCCGACUGGGAGGCCAAGAUCAAACCAAUCCUCGACAAUGAGGCCAACGAUGGUAAUGUGGAGAUAUCGACAGAAGGUCUGAUGGAUGCAGUGGGCCUCAAACUGUUGUCAACUCGGAGAAGGUUUGAGAAUGUCGCCAACUACAGAUCAUCUUCACACUGA